Trypanosoma rangeli is the source of this 2175-nucleotide messenger RNA. Its product is annotated as putative ATP-dependent RNA helicase. The transcript has a single exon. Lineage: Eukaryota; Euglenozoa; Kinetoplastea; Trypanosomatida; Trypanosomatidae. The record is from RefSeq and is a predicted model, not a curated record. Bases 1 to 2175 code for a protein of 724 amino acids. Gene Ontology annotation, cellular component: nucleolus. Gene Ontology annotation, molecular function: ATP binding; nucleic acid binding.
AUGCACGACUGGGCGCCAGAGCGUUGCCACCACAAGAUGAGUGGUGUGAGCCAAAAUGAGUGGAAUAAUAUGAAGGGGGUGCAGCUGCGCCCAGCCACACUCUCCUACCUGUCGGAGUGCGCCGGGUUUCAGUACAUGGCACCUGUGCAGGCGCAAACCGUCCCGCUGCUGCUUCGCAACUACGAUGUUGUGGUGGAGGCCAUUACAGGCAGUGGAAAGACGCUUGCGUACUUGUUACCUUGUCUCGAAAUGCUGCAGAGUGAUCGCGUGGUUCAGAUUUGCAGCGAACAUAAAAAUGCCGUUGUGUCCAUCAUUGUUCUUCCAUCGCGCGAGUUGGCCCAACAGGUGCAUGCGCUUGCAAGGAAGAUGCUCCACUUUGUUUCACACGUUUAUGGGGACGGAAAGACCGGGCUUCCAAAGUACUCGUGCCAGUGUUACAUUGGUGGCCGCGAUAUCACAGUGGAUGUGAAUGUGUUCAACAAAACGGGGGGUCAUGUUUUGAUCGGCACGCCGGGACGACUCUACGAACUGUUGGUAUCCUCAAAAUACACGAGUCUCUUUAAUUUUGCCGGCUUUGAGCUGCUUAUUCUUGAUGAGGCAGAUAAACUACUGGAGUUCGGCUUCAAGGCAAAACUGGACGCCAUACUUAAACGGCUGCCGAAGCAACGGCGCACCGGACUUUUCAGUGCCACGCAGACGAAGGAGUUGGCAGAACUGGCUCGUGCGGGGAUGCGGAACCCGGUGUCCGUCACGGUGCGCGUGAGCUCCCUAAACUCCGCCGGUAUGAACGAGGCCAAACCGCAGAUUCCAGAGUUGCUUUGCAACUACUACACCUUCACACGGGCAUCAGAGAAGCUGGAUCGUUUGAUUGCAUUUCUUCAGGAGCGUCGUGAACAAAAAAUUAUUGUCUACGUAAUGACGUGCGCCAGCGUGGACUGGCUUUACACGACUCUUGCUGAUGUGCUACUGCAGGAGGACGCAGAAAACAUUUUUGCUUUGCAUGGGCAGAUGAAGCUUGAGAAGCGUCAACGGGUGCAACGGGCCGUGACACGGGCAAAGCGUUGCGUUCUCGUCUGCACAGACGUGGCAGCACGAGGAUUAGACAUUCCUGAGGUCGGAGUAGUACUGCAGUAUGAUCCUCCCGUUGACCCAUCAACGUUUAUUCACCGCAUUGGCCGUACAGCUCGAAUGGGGCGCCAAGGGGAAAGUCUCGUUUUUUUGAUGCCGCAGGAGUUGGAGUAUGUCGCUUUUAUGAAGCUGCAAAAUGUGUCACUGCAGCCAUACGAUGAAGAAAAGGAUGGUAUAGAGGCUGCUCUGGAAAUUGUGCGUCAGAUGAACGCCAAACGUACCUUAAUGAGCUCGCAGCAGGAGAGACGCAAAAACAUUCAACAGGUUCACAGGGAUCAGAAGCUGAAUCGCAAGGAACGUCGUGAGAAGCUACGAAAGGAGCGCGAGGCGGCGCGUGGUAGGGACUCUCAUAUGGCGCGAAAAGAAGUUGUGGGGGAUUUGUGCGAGAGUCCAUCGAUUCUUAAGUUGAGACAUGCAGUUAGGGAUGAUGUGGAUGACAAACUGCUUGGGUUGGCGACGCGAGCGUUUGUUUCGUUUAUUCGUGCAUACAAGGAACACGAGUGUCGGUACAUAUUUCAACUGCAGCUGAUUGACCUCACAGAUCUGACACACGGCUUUGCGCUUUUUAAGGUUCCCAACUGUGGUGAAAUCAAGCAUAUGCGACUACUGCGGAUUCCUUUACAGGAUGAGCUGCAGGAGGUUCUGAAGAUUGUUAACGCGCGGACGCGCGAGCGGCAAGAACGUAGGACUCAACUGAGUGGUGUGCGGCGUCCACAUAAUGAGGCGCGGGAUGGAGAUGCUACCCUGCUGAACAGUGAGGGGGCAGAGGCAGAGCAAAGCCCCCAGAAGCGACACCGCACGGAGCGCAAUGAGAAGUUAGAGGCUCUGAAGUUGACAAAAAUGACCCGCGGGGAGCGGAGCCGGGCGUGGAAGCAGGCUGAACUUGACGAGCUUCUGAAGGACAGUUAUUAUGUGAAGAAGGAGCGGCAGGGCAAGCUUAACAGCCGCACCGUGGACACCAUCAUGGGCGUUGAUGCACUUGAGAACGCACUGCUGAGCUCUCGUGAACGGCAGGAGACAAAAAAAAUCCGCCGCGGGACGAGGUAA